UAGGGAGGUAGACACGGUUCCACGGGCAGAUGGUGGAUAUUCGACGACAGGGGAGCAGUAGACGACCCGAACACGACAUGGCCUCAUCAGCGACGAAGGCCGUCUCGGCACUGCUGGUGCUGAGCGCAGGUAUCACCGCCAAUCCCGUUCCCGUCCCGAACCCCCUGUACCACGAGCCCCAGCCUCUGUACUCCGACAUCGGGCCCGUUUACCCCUUCUCCGACUCACUAUUUGCGGAACAAAACGCCGCUUACCCGUACCGGGAUUCGAACCCGUACCUGCCGGAGUCCCUGGUGGCCGAGCUGGACGGUCCACUGGCCGCUGAGCAGCUGGUCGGGGGCGCGGAGAUGUUCCCCGAUCAGCUGACCGGCGAGGAGCGCUCCCAGCUGCUGGGUCUACUGACGGGCGAGCUGCUGCCGGCUGAGGGAGAUGACUACGGGCCGCUCGGCUACGACCUGCCGCCGCCGGUGGACGCCGACUGGUAUGAGGCGCUCGGACUCGCCUCCCCUUACGAUAGUGAAGAUCUCGGCGGAGAGUACGGCGACUACAUUGGCGAGGUGGUUGACGAGCCGCUGCUGUCCUCCGGACCUAGCCGGGCCAUGACCAAGAAGGACACCGCGGCCUCCGAAACGCGCGCCGAACAGCCCGCAGAGGAAGACGAUGAGGAGGAGAGCGACGACGACGAUGAUGAUGACGAUGACGAUGACGACGCUGAUGGUGGCAACGUUGCAGAUGACGAAAGCGAGAAUACUGACGCCGCCGCCGCUAACCUCGUCAAACAAAUCGAGGAGCUGAGGAAGACGAUCCACACCGAGGGUCUCCGGCACCCAUCCCAGCCCGCUCCCCAGACCCCCGACCACCCUGUCCGGUCUCCAUCCACCCCUGCCCCGGCGGUGGAACCCGGCUCAGGGGACAGCUCUCGGUCGGUGAGUGCAGAGGCGCCACUGGCGGACCAGCUGCGGGCAGCCGCCGCCGAGCCUACCGCCGCACCACUCACAGACUCGGAGACCGCCUACGAGACAAUCAAGAGGUUCCUCGUCAUGGAGGACGCCCUGAAAAGGCUGCCGAAAAAGACGGCGAAGAAGUCGAAGCGGUUCGUCUCGGACCAGUUCACACGGGAGCUGGAGGACCUGAGGACGGUGAAGACGUAAGGGCUGACGUCCAGAAGAUGUCAAAGGCGUCGGCGCUCAACACCAGCCGAUUGAAUUUUCAGCCACGGUGAAACGUGCAACAAAGCAGCGUGGCGGUGCCAUAAGAGGAAUCAGUCCUUGGAACGCGACAGACAGCAAAAAGCCUCCCCGAAUAGCUAAGAAAGACGCAGAUGAAAGACUUCGCUGACUGCGUUGAUAGUACUGCAGGUCGCUUUUGCUGGAGCCAGUCCCACUGUUUAUCCCGCGCGUGUGCACCUUUGAAGCAGAGCUUCCCUGUUGGUCAGCACAUUCGAGAGCUCGAGUAGGAGCUGCGUAGCCAAAUGUGGCUGGACUAUACAUAAUCGACCUCUGGCGCAGCGCACCAGCUGGUGUCGGGGUUUUAGCGCGGCCUGACCUGCACUUGUUUGUCCUCGAGCGGCGGUGAUCCCGCGCGGAGCAUGUGAUAUGAGUGACAUAAGCAGUGUAUUUUUGUAAUCCUGUGACUUCCACACUUUGACAACCUCAGAUUAUUUAUAUUUUUUGGCUUGCUGAGGCACCUACCUACCUGUAAUAGCGUGGCUGGAGCUACUUGCUUUCAGGAGAUUUUAGUAGUCAAGUGGGAUGUAUUUGUGUUAUUAUCAUUAGAUGACUCUGUUUUCUAGCUAGCCGAUGAAACAGGUCAGUGUUCGUACCUGAAUAUCAUAGCAGAUGCUCUCUCUCUGCUACGCGUAUUGUUGAGAAAUGCCAGGAAUGGAUGCUAGACUAAAAAGGACUAAAAAGUUCACAAUUAUGAUGUAAUCACUAUUAAAUCUUUGUGUAGGUCAAGUCUGAGGAGAGAGACUAGGAGACAAGCCGCCAUUGCUGCAUUAUUUCCAUUUUCCUGACAACUCUUGGACCGAUUAUUUCUGUUAUUAUAGUGUAUGCGUCCAGAACCUCAGACCAAAGAAGCGUCAUGCUGGACGUUCCCCGGUGUCGAGUGCCGCCUUAUAUGAUCACGUAUAGAGGUGGACCUCUGGUGACUGGUUUACUGUGUGUGCGUACAUACGUAUGACAGCGUAACUUAUUUAGUGUCGUGUGUUGUGUGGGCUGAUCACACGAAUGGAUCACGCUUUUGUUCUGCCUAGUUAAAGGCCGUGUAAAGGGCGCUUACAUUGUUUCCGCAGGUUCAACUUUUGACUUGCGUAUGAUCCAUAUAUGUACACGAUGAUACCUAUACUCGUACCUAUACAUGUAUACUACCUAUACUUUGCCCGGAUCUGACGAAACGUCAAUGCGUAAAUGACAAGCAAACAUCUCGUAUAUUUUGAAGUGUAUGGAAUAUAUAACAAUGCACAA
This is a messenger RNA of Amphibalanus amphitrite, 2465 nucleotides long. Its product is annotated as trigger factor-like. The record is from RefSeq and is a predicted model, not a curated record. Lineage: Eukaryota; Metazoa; Arthropoda; Thecostraca; Balanomorpha; Balanidae. Bases 30 to 1151 code for a protein of 373 amino acids. The transcript has 3 exons.